Molecule: messenger RNA, 225 nt
Organism: Perkinsus marinus ATCC 50983
Lineage: Eukaryota; Perkinsozoa; Perkinsida; Perkinsidae
Exons: 1
Source: RefSeq, a predicted model, not a curated record
GAGAGAAGAUUGAUAUCUUUCGAGGAACAACAGCACCGAAAUCGGGCAAUGUGGAAGGUAGUCGACUGCGGUCAACAUGCUGCAAGUUCGGUUCAUAAAUGCACUAUUCCGUUAGUGCAAGACUAUGCCGUUGCUGAGGAGCCUCCAACUCACACGUCGAAGAUCCUCAAGUUUGGCAAGGGUGCUCAUCCAGAGUCUGUCACUUUUUCGCCCUCUGGACAGUAA